AUGACGGUGUUUUCCGCCGCAAAGCAGGUGUUUCCGGUGGACUACGAGACCGAAGUGUCGCAGCGUCUUUUGGAAGCUUCUCACUCUGGCGAUCUGAGCUCCGUCGUAGACUGCAUUUCCGAUCCCUUGGUCGACGUCAACUUCGUCGGCGCCGUCACCUUGAGGAUCCGAAGGACCGAGUUGGUUCUGCACGAUGAAUCGCCGAGUCAGGUACGCGUCGAGUUCGACGAGUUCAAAACCGACGUCACGCCUUUGUUUCUCGCCGUUCAUGCUGGAAAUGCAGAUAUCGUGAGGAAAUUACUGAGUAAUGGAGCUGAAGUAAACCAAAAGCUGUUCAGAGGCUUUGCAACGACUGCAGCAGUGAGGGAGGGCCACCUUAAUAUUCUUGAGAUGUUAAUUAAAGCUGGGGCAUCACAGCCAGCAUGUGAAGAAGCUCUUUUGGAAGCAAGCUGCCAUGGGCAAGCCGAACCUGCAGAAUUGCUUAUGAACUCUGAUUUGAUCCGACCCCAUGUAUCUGUACAUGCUUUUGGGAUUGCGUGUUGCAGGGGAUUCUUGGAUGUCAUUGAAACACUCAUAAAGUGCAGCGUGGAUACGAGUGCUGCAGAUCGGUUGCUUUUACAGUCACUUAAGCCUUCUCUCUACACAAAUGUGGAUUGUACUGCACUUUUUGCCGCUGUAAUUCAUAGACAGGUCCCUGUCGUGGGUUUACUACUGAAGGAUUGUGCUAGGAUACACUAUGAAACAAGGCUUGGAGCAUGGUCAUGGGACAUUUCCACAGGCGAAGAGUUUCGUGUGGGAGCUGGGAUGGGAGAACCUUAUCCUAUCACCUGGUGUGCAGUUGAAUAUUUUGAAAAGAGCGGUGCUAUACUGCGCAUGCUCUUGCAUCAUGUUUCCCCCAAUACUCCUCACCAUGGAAGAACCCUUCUACACCAUGCCGUCCUAUGUGGCAACGUUGAGGCUGUCAGGAUACUCUUGGAAUGUGGUGCUGAUGUGGAAUCGCCAGUCAAAACAACCUGCCAGACCAAGUUUCAUCCAAUACACAUGGCUUCUCGUCUUGGCUUAUCAACAAUUAUUCAGUGCCUUAUUGAUUUUGGCUGUGAUUUGAACUCUACAACAGACUCUGGUGAUACAGCUUUGAUGAUCUGUGCAAAAUAUAAUCAAGCAAAUUGUCUCGAAGUACUGACAAGUGCUGGUGCUGAUUUUGGCUUGGUGAAUACUGCUGGACAAUCUGCAAGUUCAAUUGCUGAGUCAAAGCAAUGGUGGCUAGUUUUUCAGCAAGCAGUGUUUGAUACAAUUAGAAAAGGAAAGAUACCUAAAUCCAGCAAUACUUCUGCUUUUUCCCCUCUAUUGUUUGUAACUCGAUCUGGGGACACCGAAUCUUUGAAAACUCUCAUCGGUUCUGGAGAAUUCAAUCUUGACUAUCAAGAUGAUGAUGGUUUCUCUGCAGCUAUGGUUGCUGCUUUGAAGGGUUACGUUGAAUCAUUUCGAUUGCUUGUAUACGCGGGAGCUAAUGUAAAGCUAUGCAAUAAAUCAGGAGAAACAGCAAUUUCCUUGUCUAAAUUAAACCAGAGUCAUGAUUUAUUUGAAAAGGUCAUGCUUGAAUUUGCGCUUCAAAGGGGCAACUACAAUGCUGGUGGCUUUUAUGCUUUACAUUGUGCAGCUCGACAUGGUGACUUGGAUGCUGUUAAAUUGCUCACUAGUAAAGGUUAUGAUGUGAAUGCCCCUGAUGGUGACGGCUACACUCCCCUCAUGUUAGCAGCAAGGGAAGGCCACGGCUUCAUUUGUGAGGUUCUAAUUUCAUAUGGAGCCCACUGCAAUGCUAAGAACGCCAGAGGGGAAACUGCACUUUCACUUGCAAAGAAAGAAGGAAGAAAAAACGAUGCAGAGGAUGUUAUACUAGAUGAACUUGCUCGUAGAUUGGUACUAGGUGGUGCCUAUGUGAAGAAGCACACCAAAUGUGGGAAGGGAACUCCACAUGUUAAACAAAUACGGAUGAUAGGAUCUGCAGGGUUGCUGCAUUGGGGGAAGUCAAAUCGCAGAAAUUUGAAGUGCUGUGAGGCAGAGUUGGGGCCAAGCUUAACAUUCCGUAGAAAUAGGUACCAGAAAGGUGACGCAGAUGAACCUGGAAUGUUUAGGGUGCUUACGACCAAGAACAAGGAAGUGCAUUUUGUAUGUGAUGGGGGAUUAGAAGUUGCUGAACUUUGGGUCAGGGGUAUCAAACUUGUUACCAGAGAGGCUAUGUUUGGUAAAAUGUGA
This is a messenger RNA of Gastrolobium bilobum, 2256 nucleotides long. RefSeq lists its product as uncharacterized. The transcript has 4 exons. Gene Ontology annotation, molecular function: protein binding. The record is from RefSeq and is a predicted model, not a curated record. Lineage: Eukaryota; Viridiplantae; Streptophyta; Magnoliopsida; Fabales; Fabaceae. Bases 1 to 2256 code for a protein of 751 amino acids.